CGCCCGCCCACCCGCCUGCCCCUUUAGCUUGCUCGCUGCCUCUCUCUGUCUCCCUGUCUUCCCUCUCUCUGCCCUCGCACUUGCGCGCACGCGGAUUGUUGUUGCGACUGGGUGCUUUUCUGUCGCAUCUAAACGGGGGGGAAACAGCGUCUCUCUUUCUCUCCCAUGCCACCACACAAACCUCCUCACGAUUCGCUGGCCGACGACCUGGCGUUGCUCGGCCGCUUGGAUGCCGAGCUUGUUCGCACAGUUCUGGGAGAACUGACACGCCGUCAGGCAUGCUCGAGGGUGACGGUCAGCGUGCCGGACUUUUUCCAAGCCGUGGCUGAGACCCUUGCCACGCGCCUUGCGGCCGAUCUGUCUGGGCGCUCCCUCUGCCCAUUGGAUCUUGCCCGGCGCUGGUGGACUAUCUGUGUCCAGCCAGCCGGCGGGCCAGACGCCGGGGGCCUCGAGCACGCCCUACUCGACAGCCUGUCGACCCCAACGGGCCUGUUGGCGGGCGAUGUCGAGCUUGUUGGGCGAUUCCUCGAUUCCCUCGGUCCUGCGACCACACCGGCUGACAUCAACAACACCGAGGAUGACCGGCUGCAGGCAUUUUUCGCCCUGCCUGAUGGCCACCCGAAUCGGUUGGACCUCGUCCGGCGAAUGGCCAUCGAACUGUUGCACCUUCGCUCCGGGGAUCCCCUCCAAGCUGAAGCCCUCCCAGCCCCCCCGGAGGAUGAGCGUCUCGCUUGGCGCGAGCGCCAAAUGGCCCUCUUCCUGGAGGCCGAUUCUGUGCGCGACGCGGGCAACCUCCUGCACUCGCUGUCGACGCCACACCAGUUUGCCCUGCUCGACAUUGUGGACACUCGAAUCAUCUCCUCCUCUCCGGCAUUGGCCUUCCUCAGCGGCCCCACCCGGACAUUUUCCCUCUUCUCGGCUCAAUCCAUCGUGGGCCAUAGCAGCCCGGUGGAUGUGGAUCUUGCUCUGUCCGGCUCGUGUGUCGGCAUCCAGCAGCGACAUGCCCUCAUUUGGUUUGAGCCCUCAAGCGAAUUCCGGGUCUGCCUCCUCCCUCCCACCAGGGAAGAGGAGGUUGCGGAUGGCCGGCCAAACGAAAUGCUCAUGGUCAACGGCCAACCGGUCCUCCCCGGCGAGUGGACAACCCUUCCGAAUGGGUCUUUUGUGGAGUUUUCCCAACAAGAAUUCAUCUUCUGGUGGAACCCCGCCUUUUUCCUGAAGGUACGGAGAUUUGCGUCGAUCACACCGGCCGCGGCCUCAACGCCGGUGGCCCCUUCGGCGGUCUUGCCCCGGGAGACCGCCACCGAUCCCCCCGACGCCGACACCGACGGGGCCACUGCCCCGAGCAAACGUGAGCCAGACACCCCGGGGUAAUGGGUUAAUCUACUUAAUUGUCUUUCCG
Messenger RNA from Fonticula alba, 1399 nucleotides. RefSeq lists its product as hypothetical. Bases 166 to 1371 code for a protein of 401 amino acids. The record is from RefSeq and is a predicted model, not a curated record. Gene Ontology annotation, molecular function: protein binding. The transcript is spliced from 4 exons. NCBI's taxonomy places the organism in Eukaryota, Rotosphaerida, Fonticulaceae.